AUGUUUCUCCUUUGGCCAAGAGGAUUGUUCAAGGACGUACAAGUUGCUGGUCCUCGUGCAGCUAUCUGUCAUGCUGGUAAAUUGUCCAAGAUAUUAGCUACUAGUCAAGUGGCAGUGCUCUGUUGGUAUCAUGUCUAUAUCUGUCCACCGUUUCAUGGAAUUGCACAGAUGGCUGCUCCUACAGCUGCUCACUGGUCCCAGAAAUAUAAUCAAUUAUUUGGUGUCUUGAAAAAGAAAAGUUAUAGUAUUGUCAGCUAUAUCCUUUUGAUACCUGUUGAAGAAAUCUCAAAGGCAUGCAAACAGGUUGAGACUACUGCAACAAGGAAAGAAGGUGCUAUUUCUUCGAGCUCAAAUAACUCUGAAUGA
Molecule: messenger RNA, 366 nt
Organism: Capsicum annuum
Lineage: Eukaryota; Viridiplantae; Streptophyta; Magnoliopsida; Solanales; Solanaceae
Product: REF/SRPP-like protein At1g67360
Exons: 1
Coding region: 1-366 (121 amino acids)
Source: RefSeq, a predicted model, not a curated record